CAGCCAAGCAGAUCUCGUCCUGUUUCUGGCGGACGAGGCGCUGGAUUGCAGGAGGCAGGCCACGGGGGUUGCGUGAGAAGACCAGGGCAUAGCCAUCCUCGCAUGUGCCAUCCUCCAUCAGAGUGCGGCAAGCGUAGACUCAUCACUAACCCGAAAAGAGUUACGCGGCCCUUGGAAGAGGCAGUCAUGGUGCCGUCAUCAUCAAUGGUGUAUUCGGCAGAGAUGUUGUCCUGGAGGAAGAGUCCCUCUGGGUCUUUCUUCUGCUGAGCGUACCAUUUGCCUGCAUACUACAAGAUACAAUACACCAGGACACAGAGAACGUUCAGAGGAGGACGUCGUUCGGUUUCAGCUCUGGGCUCAGGCUUUGAUGCAGGUCACCUGAUCAGUUUUACUAGAGCAGAUCCUGAUUCACCUUCAACACUAUUAGGAAAACACCUUGCUGAUGACAGUUAGAUUGGACACGGGUUGCCCCUGCUGUGGCAGGCGUCUCAUCUCACGAUUCUUCGUUUUCUCAACCAUUUGAGGAUUAUAUGCUGUAAACCUUCUGUUUUUGUUCUGAAACCUCAUUUGAACUCUCAUUCCUUGGCCAUCACCUGCCAGUACUGGGAUUGGGGCAGAAGAUCCCAAGAUGAGUGUCAAAAAGGAAGACGUGGAGAAGUUCCUGGAUGGAAAUCCAGAUUUUGCCAGGAGCUAUUUUGACAAAAAGCUCAAACCUGGUGCCGUGGCCUCCAUCAUGCGAAUACCAGAGUCUAAAGUGGAUAUGGACAAUUUUAAGGACAUAUGCUCGACAGAGGAGGGAGCGAUAUUCUACGAUCUCAUUACAGACAUGCAGGAGAAUGUCAAUAUGGAGAAGGUGAUGUUUAAGAUUCUGAAGCGAAUCAGCGCUUUGAUCCACGCCGACCGAUGUAGCCUGUUCAUGUAUCGACAGAGAAACGGCAUUGCUGAGCUGGCUACACGUCUCUUCAACGUUAAUGAAAAUUCUGAGCUCGACGACUGCGUGGUGCCUCCAGACUCCGAGAUCGUCUUCCCUCUGGACAUCGGUAUAGUAGGACAUGUGGCUCAAACCAAGAAGUCCGUCAAUGUCAAGGAUGUUACACAGGACAGUCACUUUAGCUCAUUCGUUGAUGAACUAACUGAAUACACCACACGCAACAUCUUGGCCACACCCAUCAUGAACGGAAAGGACGUCGUAGCCAUCAUCAUGGCAGUCAACAAGACUACUGGACCCCAUUUCACAGAUGAAGAUGAGGAUCUUUUUUUAAAGUAUCUGAAAGUUGGCUCUCUGAACCUGAAGAUUUUUCAUCUGAGCUACCUUCAUAACUGUGAAACACGAAAAGGACAGCUGCUGUUGUGGUCAGCUAACAAGGUGUUUGAAGAGCUCACAGACAUUGAACGACAGUUUCACAAAGCUUUGUACACAGUACGAGCCUACCUCAACUGUGACAGGUACUCUGUGGGCCUACUGGACAUGACCAAGGACAAGGAGUUCUUUGAUAUUUGGCCCGUGUUGAUGGGAGAGCAGCCACCUUAUUCUGGCCCUGUAACUCCUGAUGGAAGGGAAGUUAUUUUCUACAAAGUUAUUGAUUAUAUUUUGCACGGAAAAGAGGACAUCAAGGUCAUACCAUCUCCACCUGCUGAUCAUUGGGCUUUGGUUAGUGGAUUACCUACAUAUGUAGCAGAGAGUGGAUUUAUUUGCAACAUCAUGAAUGCAGCAGCAGAUGAAAUGUUCAGCUUUCAGACGGAACCUCUGGAUGACAGUGGAUGGACCAUCAAGAAUGUGCUGUCCCUGCCAAUUGUCAACAAAAAAGAAGAAAUUGUUGGCAUUGCAACUUUCUACAACAGGAAGGAUGGUAAACCAUUUGAUGACCUUGAUGAACAACUCAUGGAGGCUUUGACACAGUUUCUGGGCUGGUCGGUCCUCAACACAGACACCUAUGACAAAAUGAACAAGCUGGAGAACAGGAAGGACAUUGCCCAGGACAUGGUGCUGUACCAUGUCAAAUGCAGAGAUGAUGAGAUUCAAAACAUCCUUAAAACAAGAGAAUAUUUUGACAAAGAACCAAGAGACUGUGAGGAGGAUGAGCUUUUGCAGAUUCUGAAAAAAGAGCUGCCUGGCCCAAAUAAGUUUGAGAUCUACGCAUUCCAUUUUUCAGACUUUGACUGCACUGAAUUGGAUCUUGUAACGUGUGGGAUCCAGAUGUACUAUGAAGUUGGAGUGGUUAAAAAAUUCCAGGUCCCUCAGGAGGUUUUGGUGAGAUUCAUGUACUCAGUCAGCAAAGGCUACAGGAAAAUCACCUACCACAACUGGCGCCAUGGCUUCAAUGUUGGGCAAACCAUGUUCACUUUACUCACGACAGGCAAACUGAAGCGGUAUUACACAGAUUUGGAAGUGAUGGCCAUGAUCACUGCCGGCUUCCUGCAUGAUAUCGACCACAGAGGCACAAAUAAUCUCUACCAAGUGAAGUCCCAAAAUCCUCUAGCCAAGCUGCAUGGAUCCUCCAUUCUAGAGAGGCAUCACUUGGAUUUUGGCAAAUUCUUGUUAGGCGACGAGUCAUUAAACAUCUUCCAAAACCUCAACAGAAGACAAACGGAGCAUGUCUUCCACCUCAUUGACAUUGCCAUUAUUGCAACUGAUCUUGCCUUGUACUUCAAAAAGAGAACAAUGUUCCAGAAAAUUGUGGAUCUCUCUGAGACAUAUGAAGAACAGAAGAAAUGGGUGGACUUCAUGUCUCUUGAAACAACAAGGAAAGAAAUUGUAAUGGCCAUGAUGAUGACAGCGUGUGACCUCUCAGCUAUCACAAAACCAUGGGAGGUGCAGAGCAAGGUCGCCCUCUCUGUGGCAGCUGAAUUCUGGGAGCAGGGUGAUCUUGAGAGGACUGUUCUUGAGCAACAACCUAUCCCCAUGAUGGACAGGAACAAAGCCGCAGAGCUGCCAAAGCUACAGUGUGGUUUUAUCGACUUUGUCUGUACUUUUGUUUACAAGGAGUUCUCUCGUUUUCACCCCGAGAUCCAGCCAAUGUAUGAUGGCAUUCUGAACAACCGGAAGAAUUGGAAAGCGAGGCAGGAAGAAUACGAGGCAAAACUAAAGGAAAUGGAGGAAGCAGCUAAGGCCAAACAGGAAGCAUCUGGCAAAAAUGCUGCAAAUUCCAACAGCACCAGUGGAUCAGGAUCAGGGUCCAAGACCUGCUCCAUCUGCUAGAGAAAAGACAACAGAGGGCAAGGCAGCCCAAGAUGCAACCUAGCCUCUAAGUAGUACAUCACAUGGGUGAGAUCAACCUCACCCUUAGGAUCCCCAAAGAUCUGAUCAAGAGUGAGUGGGAAAAUGCUAUCAAUGCAUUAUAUGCUAUCACCAAACCACAAGACCAUCUGCUAACCAAACACACGUUGGAUCUUGCCUACAGUUAGUAUUACUGUUCCAUUGUGUUUCCUUUGGGUCAUUGAAUGGUAAUCGGUUUCAAUUAAUCACAAUGCAGACUUAAAUGUACUUCAGGAAAUAUUACAAAUAUGGUUCUGAUUUCCCCCCCCCCCUUCAUCCAAUCAAAGAUAUUAGCAUCAUCUAUAAGUUACUUGUAGUGGAUAGGUUUUAAUUUAGUUGCUCAGUGGUGAUCAGCUGCUAAUUAAUAUCAAGCAGGUCCAUGACAAGUUCAAUCAAAGAAUCAAAAAUAUGUUCAUAAAUUUGUUGUAAUUUCAAGAUAACUUUUCCUCCAUUUUGUAACUGUAAUAAUGUUCAAUUUGUUGUCAUCUUUCACUGAAUAUAUAAAAAAAGGCCAUUAUAUGAGUGAUGUACUUUAUAUGUCAUUUAUUCCCUCUAAAAGUAAUCACAUUGUACAGCUGGAAGCUAACUUUCAGGUCGCUAAAUGUGAGAAGAUAGCUGACAGACUUUAGUGCGCAACAAAAUAUAGCUUCUGGUAAGCUCGAUUGGGUAUAAAGUUAUAGUUGUUUUUAUAGUUAGAUUUAUUUUCCCUUCACUUAAGCUGACAGGUAAUGCGCAAUUGUCCUUCAGACUUAUUUACAUCAAGUGCUAUCAUGGGUGUGUUUUACUGAGCAAUGUCCCGUUACUCAGUGUCUCUGCUGCUGGGACAUGCGUUCAAAGAGAAAACUAAUUCCAGUGGCCUUGAUACCAUUCAUCUGUUCUCAGCUGACCUGUCAUCACACUGAACCUUGAGAAGUCUGUGAUUAAAUUCAUGAAGGUAUUCAGAUUCAGGCAAUUUGUUUCUUCUUAUGUCUGAUUUUUUUUGUAGGAAUCAAGUCUCUCUUUCACUGAUUGUCUAUAAAACACCGUAAAAACAUCAGUUGUGAAUCUAAUUGUGUAAAUAUACAACAUUAUUUUUAAUUUUAUGAGGUACGACUUUACAUAGUGUUAAAGUAAAUACUACGAAGGGGUGUUUUAGUGCACUUAAUGAAUUUUGAAGCUUAUUAUACAAAGCUGCUGCUUCUGUUUCACAUAUCAUAAAGGUUUAAUUUAAGUAGAAAAGGAUCAGGCAGUAGCAAAGAAUAUUGAUGUUUAAAUCAAUGUGUCAGAUCUGAGAGCGAGGGCCCGGUAAUAACUUUUUGAGUCUUUUUGAAUUAGACACAAAUGUGAUUUACUUGCAGAGCAAGUUCAUCAUUUUUGACACAAAUUUGAUUAUUUUGAUUCAUCAUUAAAUAAGAUGCUCUCAAACCAUCAAAAAUACAGCAUAAA
Onychostoma macrolepis is the source of this 4681-nucleotide messenger RNA. It is a transcript of the gene pde6b, whose product is annotated as phosphodiesterase 6B, cGMP-specific, rod, beta. Gene Ontology annotation, biological process: retina development in camera-type eye; signal transduction. The record is from RefSeq and is a predicted model, not a curated record. Gene Ontology annotation, molecular function: 3',5'-cyclic-nucleotide phosphodiesterase activity; protein binding. Gene Ontology annotation, cellular component: photoreceptor outer segment membrane. The transcript has 24 exons. Bases 629 to 3199 code for a protein of 856 amino acids. NCBI's taxonomy places the organism in Eukaryota, Metazoa, Chordata, Actinopteri, Cypriniformes, Cyprinidae.